Triplophysa rosa is the source of this 815-nucleotide messenger RNA. It is a transcript of the gene il26, whose product is annotated as interleukin 26. NCBI's taxonomy places the organism in Eukaryota, Metazoa, Chordata, Actinopteri, Cypriniformes, Nemacheilidae. The record is from RefSeq and is a predicted model, not a curated record. The coding region runs from base 42 to 560 and encodes 172 amino acids. The transcript has 5 exons.
CCAACACAGCACGAGUCAGUCAUCUCUGAAACUGAACUAGGAUGCGGAUUAUAACCUUGCUUGCCCUCUGUGCCAUCUUGUGCUGCUCUCAAGGCCACCAGCAGGAAGAGUGCUUAAGGGAGCAUAUCCGUUUCCCAAUGAUCAAAGAAAUGCUAAAUAUUUCAAAACACAUCCACAAAUCUCUACCUAAGGACAACAGAGCCUCCAAACGCAUAUUGGGAAGGCAUAAAAAAUGUUACAAGAACAUCGCUGACUUCAAACAUCUGCUGGACAUUUACGAAGACCAUGUAUUCCAGAAGUUGUGGAAGAACAAUGCACAUCUAAGGCCGAAAAUAUUUAUGGAUUCUUUCAGAACGCUCAAGAACGUCAUGGAUCGAUGUGUGAAUAGAGGCCCACAAACACCAUCUCGCUGUGCAAGGGAGGAUCUUAAAAAAAUGGAGGACAAUUUUAGGAAGCUGAAACCAGGUGAUCUCUACAAAGCCGUGAGUGAGUUUCAGAAUGUCUUGGUAUGGAUCAGUCUCGCUAUGGACAGAGGAAGAUCACACAAGAAGAUUCACUAAUGUUGAAGGCCUGCUGAAGAUGGAUUUAUACACACGCGCAAACACGCACACAGUCCAUAGGCGUAAUGAGUUGUAUUGUACAAACUGUAUAUUCUAUCCCCUAUCCCUAACCCUACCCCUAAACCUAAAGAUCAUAGAAAACUUUUUGCAUUUUUCGAUUUUUAAAAAAUAUUGUUCUGUACAAUUUAUAAGCUUUUAUGCACAAUGGGGUCCUCAAUUUUGGUCCCCACGGAGACACGAGUCCCCAUUGAGUUG